GCCUCUGCGAGCCGGAGAGUCGAGUAGAGUGUUGGUCGCAGCUCGAGUCUCUCUCUCUCUCUCUCUCUCUCUCUCUCUCUCUCCCGACGUCGCCGCCAUUUUGUGCCACUGACCGCGCGCGCAUACGCGGGGAUUCACAGGCUUCCCGCGGACGACGUCCUCUCGGUGAUGCUUCCGCCGUCCUUCGAGAAAUUCCGACAAACUCGUCCCGCUGCCCUGAGCUAGAACGAGAUACAUCGUGGUGACUGGUGAAGUGAACCUGUGUGUGCGUGUGUGUGUGCCUCGGUUUCGAAAGAGCUGUUGUACCUGCGUGUAGGUAUACUGUACCUGGUGGAUAUUGAGCUGUAUGAUACACAGUGAGAGGUGAACUACGCGCGCGCGCGCGUGUGUGUGUGUGUGAGUCUGCCUCUGUUACUGCAUCCAGGAGCUAUAAACAGUGCAAUAUUCCACGAGAUUCGAUAUUAGCCAGUAUUAUAGACUGCGAAAAGGAUAAUCGAAAGGAUACACGCAUGGCGUCGAAUAGCAGCAGCAGUGAAGCCGAGCCGUACUACAUCAGCUCCUCUGGAGCAGGACGACGCUCCUAGUGCAGCCAGUGUUAUUGAAGCCAAGACACGGGGGCAGGUGAGCCGAGAGCAGUCUCAGCGUUGCCGGAGGAGGAUUGCACGCAACGAUGCGCACCCCAGCCGAAACGGAAACGCUCGACCGGCCGGAGAGCUACUGCGUCAACAUCGGCGGCAACGCCGUUCUAGCGCAGGAGGAACAACCAAAGUCCGUCGGCCAGCUCGUCUCGCAGCCGGAAGUUUAUACCAACAGAGAUCGACCUUUGCGACUGUCGAGGCUACUGCCCUAAUGGAGUUUGCGGAGAGACGACGUCGCGGUAUGCGUUGUUGUGUGCGCAGCAUGUAUGUAUUUUUGGACAAUCGGCCUCUCGCGCGCGCUCGAAAGUGUGUCAAUGCGGCGUCUCUUCCAGGCCUUCGGAUAUGAGAGAACUUCUCAAUGGAUUGUUUGUUCGCAUAUCGCCUUAUGCACUUCUCGCGGCUGGAACUAAUUUCGAAGCAAUUACAAACAUGUCAAAUCCACGACCUCAGUUCGUUUCCUCGAGAAUCGAAGAAAAAGAAAAUAAAACAAGUCCACUUCCUGUACAAGAGUCCUCGGACAUAACGAGCCCAAUAAAUCGCCAAUUGCGCAAUGUCCUCUCCGUAUAAACAUCUCAGUAAUUCCAUCCGCUCGAACGAUAAAAUACAUUCCAAUAAAAAGAAAUCGCGAAAAAUUGCAAAUUCACCUCGCGCGCGUCAAUGAAGUCGCGCUCUUCGCAAAAACACGCAUGCACAGAAUACGCCAUUACAAUAUCCGCAGCGCAUAAUUAUUACUCUCGCUGCGAUAUUACACACACACACACACACACACACACACGCACACAGACAAGCGAGGAUUUUCAAGGCGAAGACGAGCCGAAAACUUGAUCCCUGUCCUUGAUCCCUUCUUUCUCGUCGGCGAAGAGUGAAAAAGACGACUGGAGGAAGAAAAGAAGAAGAAGAAGAGUCGAGAGGAGAGAGAGAGAGAGAGAGAGAGAAAGCGGGCGGAAAUAAAAGCAGAGAGACAGAAGACGAUGGUUAAUUUUUCGUUUUUUCAAACGACGGAUGGGUGUAUAUUUUGGAUCCGCGAGCGAGUGAAAAAUCGGCGCGAUGUGUCGGCUGUUUAGUGCGUGUGUUGUUUUGAAAAGCGAAACUAUGCAGAGAUUCAUCUUUCCUGAUUUUUUAAAGAAAUAACACCUCUACGUUUAUAAAAAACGAAAAUUUUUAUUGCAUCAUACGGUUAUUCACGUAUUCUAUUUCAUGAAAAAUCAGCUCAAUAACGCGAAGACAAUACGAAGAAGCAAACCUUUAGAAAAUUAGUCGCUCGCUUACUUGAAAAUCAAUUUUAAAAAUUUCUCUCAAACACUCCUCUGGCUGUGCCGGUAAAAAUAAAUUUUGCAAGCGAGGAGCGGCUGAUGUGCAGACUCGAGAGCGAAAAACAAAACCGCAGGUACACAAAAAGACCGGACGGCACGAAAGCGAGAAAAAAGUCACACGCGCGCGCGCAGCUAGAAAGAAACUACAUGUGUAUAUAGGUAUACGAUACGGCACACGCACGGAAUUCAGGCUCUGCGCGAAAGAAAGGCGAAACACUGCACGCGACGCAUUAUAUAUACAGGUAUGGGUACACACGCACCUAUCUUAUACGAGGGUUAGGUGGAUGCGUGGAAUAGCAAAUCCUGAUCCACAGUAUGCAAUAUAGCUGUGUCUGCUGUCCUUGUGAUUGUGUGUGUGUGUGUGUGUGUGCGUCGGCUGUUUUAUAACGGAUAUGCGCGAAAAGCGUAGAUGUGUGUGCGGAAAGUCCGUAACGGGAUUUUCGUCGAAUGUUGUUCGAUUGUUUACGGCAUGUUGAUGUUAUACAAUCGGAAGGACAUGCUGUUGGCAUAGGCGCUUUCCUAUAUACUUCUACUAAUACCUUGCAGCGCUGAUUUUCGACUUUCUCACUCACACGAAAUUCACGGGUCACCGCCGACCUAUACUUCGUAAAAAAAAAACACGACCCGACGCAAAACACGUCCAGCGGCGUUAAUAAGUCAAAUAAUAACAAGCCGAUAUUACACUUGGAGAGCGUUUCCGCUUGCGUAAGCCGCGCAAUUUUCCUCCUAUAGAGAGGGUCGCGCGGAUUUGAACUUUUCUCACUAAGUAAUACUUAGACUGCAGCUGCAGUGCACGGCACGCCUGCAGUAUAGUGAGCGUUUAUUCUCACUUUAUAUACCUGUAUACACACAGCGCGUAAUUACGCAUUCCGUGUCGUGAGCCGCCGUGCGACGGAGCACGGAGGUAACGAACCGGCGUAAUAUGUUCAAUGCACACACACACGCGCACACACACAUAUAUAUAUAUACUUAUUACUUGCGCACGAGUCGGGAUAAGGUAUAUAUGUAUAUACAUGUAGGUUCUUUACUGACUGCAAAUUCGUCUCGAGGUUUUGGAAGAUAACUGUAUAGGGUGUAAAUUAUCGAUUUCGACGAUAUGCAUCUUAUUGAUGCAAAACAUUAUUAUUCUGUUGUCGAUCAAGCACAGAGAUAAUGCAACGAUAGCUGAAACGCAUAGCCUUCUAAAUCGAUGUUAUUACUCCAUUAUUACGAGAAGUACAAAUACCUAUACUUAAAACUAGUUGACAAAUCCAUUGACAAAUGGCACUCAGCAUCACGCGGUUUUUUACAACUGUGCUCGGUUUAAGCAUGCCUUGUAUACCUAUAUAUACACACACCUAUACCGCGCGAGCCGAUAAUCGAAUAAUCUAGCGAGAUUACUUACGCGUCUCGAAAUGUGUAAACGCGUGUUGUUCGAAGUUUAAAUGCCUCCUAUUCGCUUGAGUGUCUAUAUUUUCCAAAGACUGCAAUAAUAUAUCUAUAUAUCCUCGCUAUGACAUCAGUCUGAUAAAUGUCCGUGAUACAUAGAGACAUAUCCGAAAUAUUAUUUUGUAAAUAAAAAAGCCGCUCCGAUUGAACCUAACUUAGGUUCAAAGGUGCGGUCCUUUAUUAAUGCGCCGCACGGCUCUUAUCGAAUGUUUAUUCGGAAGAGUCAAUAUAACGAAUCUUACCAUCCGCUCCGUUUUCGUUAAUCGAAUCGCAAUACACUAAAACCUAACCUCAAACUCACUCUUCUAUAUACGUCUCUCUCUCUCUCUCUCUCUCUCUCUCUCUCUCUCUCUCUCUCUCCCUCUCUCCAAUAAUGUAAUCACAAUUCUCUUCAUCUCCCUUUCGCACGUGCGGCCUCGGGCCUCUAGACACGCACUGACGAGGAGAGAGAAAACAUCAUCACACAGUCGACAGACCCAUUCCCGCACACAUGCACAUCGACACCGACAAUACGAUCGCGCGCGCAAAAAAGGAGAGAAAGAGAAAGAGCGACUAAACGCUUCAGUAGUAGGUACGCUCGGUGUCGCGGCGCCAGCAGCAACAGCAGCUCGCCGAUUUCACUGCGACGAGGACGUCGGGGGAGCCGUGCACGCAACCGUGUGUGUCGUCGUCGUCUUCGUUAUCGCGCCGCGCGUUCACCACGUUCUCCUGUCUGCUCUGCCCAUAUGUUAAGCGCGGUAAGAUGGUGCUGGCGCGCUUCUUCCUCAGGAAGCCCGAGGCUCAGGAGGAUGAGCAGCAUCACCACCGACGCGACGCCAACUUCGCCACUAGAUGAAUGCAGGGGGCGUGUGGUCAUAUCUAUGAAAUUGAUAUGUAAAUUGCACAGGCAAACUUUCUGUACAAGAUGAGCAUCAAUUGAAUUAAUAAUAGCAGUGUUUUCAUUUUUGAAUGGAUCUAUAUUAAAUUGUAAUUGGUUUUCUUUUCAGUGUGAUGUGCAUCCAAGACGAGUUGGGACAACUCAGCACUAUCGGAGGUGACCCAGUGAUCAGUGUACCACACAAAGUUCAAAUGCCAAAUUGCAGUAAUAUCAAUUCAGAAAGCAAUACAGAUUCCAGUGAAUCGACGACUAAAGCAACCAUUGCACCUGACACUGUCUAUUCGCAAAGACCCUUUGCUUGGAUAGCAGGAUGCAUGCAGCCAGUUGUGAACUUUAUAAAUAAAGUCACAUUCAGUGAAAAAAUUAAGGGAAGCCAAACUGACGAUUGGGAGAUACCAUUUGAAUAUAUCAGUGAACUGCACUGGUUGGGAUCCGGUGCUCAGGGAGCAGUGUUCAGUGGAAAACUUAAAAAAGAAAUAGUAGCUGUGAAGAAGGUGAGAGAACCUCGCGAGACUGAUAUUCGACAUCUUCGUAAACUUAAUCACCCAAAUAUUGUUCAAUUCAAGGGAGUAUGUACACAGGCUCCAUGUUAUUGUAUAAUAAUGGAGUUCUGCCCUGCAGGACCACUGUACGAUUUACUGAGAGCAGGUGAAAUCAUCCCGCCACCUCGCUUGUCGUCUUGGUCAAAACAAAUAGCUGCUGGCAUGAGAUACUUACACGAUCACAAGAUCAUCCACAGAGAUCUAAAAAGUCCAAACGUUUUAAUCGGACGAGAGGACAUAGUGAAAAUCAGCGACUUCGGAACAAGCCGUGAAUGGAAUGAGAAGAGCACCCGCAUGACCUUUGCCGGAACGGUCGCGUGGAUGGCUCCCGAAAUCAUCAGAAACGAGCCGUGCUCGGAAAAAGUGGACAUCUGGUCGUUCGGAGUGGUUCUAUGGGAGCUGCUCAGCGGUGAGAUCCCGUACAAAGACGUCGACUCCUCGGCUAUCAUGUAUGGUGUCGGUAAUAACACUCUUCGCUUGCCGAUACCCAAAACGUGUCCAGAAGGUUUCAAAAUCUUGGUCGAGCUGUGCUGGGCGGCUAAGCCGCGAAACAGACCAUCGUUCAAGCACAUUGAGAUGCAUUUAGCAAUCGCCGCUGGUGAGCUUGAAAGAACUACGCAGGACGAUUAUUUUAGAGCUCAGCAAACAUGGAAGGAAGAAAUCAGAGAACACAUGAAGCAAAUACAGAGCGACAACUCGAGCAGUCCCCGUUUCGAGGCGGACCUGAUACGUCGGCGUGAGGACGAAUUACGACACGCUCAAGACAUCAGAGAGCACUACGAACGAAAAUUGGAGCGAACUAACAAUCUCUAUAUGGAGUUGAGCGCAGUUCUGCUACAGCUCGAGCAGCGCGAAAGGGAUGUGAUGAAGAGAGAACAGCAAUCUUCUGUUCACAAGCCGAGCAAAAAGCGAAUAGUGCAUCCUUUACUGAAAUGUCAGGAGCGACUUAAUCGUCGUCGAAAUCCCACGAUCCAGUUCUCGUCCAGCCCGACGUCGCCACCCUCGCCUGGCGCCGAGUCUUCGCAGAGUCCCGUCAAGGCCACAAUGUACACGCAGCUUAACGAUUCCAACAAGCCUGAAACAGUCGUCGUGCCCAGUGGCAGCAGCUUUAAGCAAAAGAAAUACCGACACCGACGAGUUGGCUCUGGCUGCGGCAUCAGCUCUAGUCCACGAUCCAGCCCGCAGCGAGAACGAAAGGCUGCAGAGUUAUCGGUCAGUCGGCUAGUGGACAACCAGACGCAGACAGAGGUACCGGGAUCCAGUGAUCCUGAUUCUCCGAUUAAGGAAGAGCUUCCGGUUCCGCAUGAACAGCAACCGAUGCCUCAACAGCAGCGACGUCCCUCUAUCCAAGAGAGGUACAUCUUUGAGACGUCCUCUAACCGACUAUACCCGAAGUCGGCCCUCGAGUGCCCAAACAAUGGCAACAAUCCGGAAUCUCAGCAAUACCAUCACCGCGUCGGUAGUUCGUGCUCCAGCCCCGAACCCAUGAGCGACAACCGACUCAAUGGCAACAGUGAAACAACUUUGAGAGAUUGCAGUGACGAUGACCACCUUGAGACUCUGGGCAGGAAGGUUAACGAGAUUCUGAACGCCAACAGGCUCAUGUCGCCCAUGGACAAUGGCAAUUGCUGCAACGUUUCGCAUGGAAGAAUCAAGGAUGAUCUGCCAAAAACUCAGUUAUCUGAAAAGAGCACAGAAACUGAUUUGAGGCCCAGUACAGACGUCAUUGACGCUAUGUGCAACGAAGACGGCGACGCAGAAAGCUGGUCUGACGAAGAGGGAGAAGAUCCCAAUUAUACCUACAACUACUCCCUCAGAAGAAGAAGUCUCGCGCGAAGGCCAAUAGGACCUGGUUGCCGACACCGUCGCUCCAAGACGUCUCUCUGCACAAUAGUAAACAUCAAGCGAGUUCUAGCAUCGGACGAAGAGAACACCUCGGAGUACUCACACCCACCCUCCAGUCAGUCCUCUACUCUAGAGAGCAACCCAGACGUGCAACGCGCCUUCCGCAGAGUUGGUUCUUGUGAAUCGACACCCAUCGGCCACUCAAAGUACAUCCCACGUAAGCGUACUGUGUCUGCGUGUAACAUUGUCGCGAUGAGAAAAGGCACGGAUGACACCAGUGAUGGCUCUUCAUCAUCGGCGAGCCAGUCCGAGACUGAUGAGGUCAGCGAAACUACCAUUGCAUCACAGCUCGCUAAUGCCACUAUCAACUGCGAGAGCAGAGUGUAAGAGAGGCGCUGUUUAAAAUUAUUCUUAUUUUUUGUCUGAAGGAAAAAAGGGUGAACUAGCUGUAUUGGUUGAGGAAUUCCAUUGAAGACGAUACGUUAGAUUGAGAAUAUUGUUUUGCGUGUUAAUUUAAAAACGUUGUUACGGUGUUUUGGGGGCAAGCCUUAUUAUAUUGUUGAGUUCUUCGCAGCUAAUCAAUGAGAACUUUAAUAUUAAAAUCAUCAGAAUUUGUUAGUUUUUAAACUUUGAACUUAGUAAAUGAUAAAUUCAAUAGGGUUGGGGCACAACUUGGUGAAAUUUGUUUUUCCAAAAGUAAAUUUUAAAUUGAUAAUUUGAAAGCUGGAUAAUCUUUUGUAUUCAUUGUGAAGUAUUUUAAUUUAUUUACGUUUCUAAAGGACAUGUUCUGCUUAGAGAAAUUUUUACAUUGGAACGUGUUAUUUUUAACGAAUAAAUUUAUUCAGAUGCUGUGAUAAUAUAAAUGAACGAAACCUUAUUGAAAAUAUGGUUUACUAAGAAACAAACAUCAGAAAGUAACACGUUCUCUAUCUACUGUAGAAAAAAAGUAAGAUAUUAGAUCUUAUCAAGUUAUUAUUUUUUAAUGUUAAAAGAAUUUGAGUGGAUCUAAUCAAAGCGCAGCUUGCAUAUCAUUGUUAUUAUAUACCUUAAAGUAAUUAUUUUUCAAACGAAGUGAAAAUAUUUUUCUGCAAUCUAUAACCGCAUCGUUUUUUAAUGGAAUUCAUCAAUCAAGAUAAACCACGAAUUCGUAUCUCACGUAUAAUAAUGAUUGGCAAUGACGUGCCGCUCUCAAAACGUUACUUAGUGAAUUUAUUUUAAGUAUUUUGUAAAUAAUUAUCCGUGCGUGUGUAAAAAUUACAUGAUCAACGCUAAUUGUAUUUAAUAGAUGAAAUAAUUAGAAUUAUAAGUAAUCAUAUUUUAGUUUCGGCGGGAAGUGAUUUAUUUAUCUUGCGCAGUUAAAAAAUUGCAUUAAGGAUAGGCUGAUCAAUCAAAACGUUUCGUCUCUAUUUGAAAUUCAAAUACGGGAGAUGAUUAUUGAUGUCAUUACAAGGUAUAUUACGACUUAUGUUAAACAGUGCAAAGAAACAUAAUCGGUUUCGUACAGGAAUAAAUAUUGUUAAGUCUAAUAUGAUUACAUCGCGGUCGAUUAAAAUGUAGAAUAAUAACCCUCAUACUCUCAUAAUUAAGACUCUUUCUAGUGUAUGCAUAAAAAAAAAUGAUACUUACGUAUUCAUUACUGUAGAAAUUGCCAUUUGACAACUCAACUGCUAUUAUAUUGAGUUAGGGUAUGUUCGCUAUUCGAAUUAAAACUAUUUUGCGAAUCCCUCGAGAUCCGUAAUAAAAUUGUACAUACAAUAAGGCAUCACUACUCAAUCUUUUUUACGGAAAAAAUUGUAUAAAGCUUCAUUAAGUUCAAUUUAUUUUGUACAGUUCCUUAUAGUGAUUACGCUAGAUGGAUAUUACUGUCGUACGAUAGCAUUCCAUAUAGUAUCCACAAUGUGGAUAGAGUAAUGUAUAAUUUUUUUUUACUGUGAACAUGAAUGUGUAGCUUUAGAAAGCUAGGAUCGUAAGAAAUAAUAACGUAUGUCCGAAUCAGUACAAGAAAAGAAAAAAAAGAUUGUUUUUUGAAAAAUUGUAUAGUAAACAUUACAAAAAAGUAAUUGUAAACUAUUUGUUAAAAGUUUCUCGAAGUUGAAACAAAAAGUAUUAGAUACAACUUAUACGUCCGCCAAAUUGUGAAAUUAUGUCCAGUGUAAAACGAUUAAUGAAAGGAAAAAACAACAAUUAAUUGACGAAUUACAAAGAGAUAAGGAUGAAGAACCGUAUUAAUAAUUUAAUGCAAACUUAGGCUUGAGCUGUAGAUUAUUAUAUAAAUCAGCAUAUAGACGUGGCACUAAAUGGACAAUUUACACAAGCUUCUUUGUGUACCAUAAUAUCUAAAGUUAAGUGAAUUAUAUUGUACGCGGUGCCUGAGCAUGUUUGAUGUACGGCAAUGCAAUAUUUUUCAGUAUAUCCGAUACUUACAAAUGGCAGCUAUUUUUCGGUGCACUUGUAUCAAGUCGUACAGACAGACACAUAUUCGGAACAACAGAGUCCAAAAUCAAAUAUAGGCCGUCAUCGCUGUCGCUCUAAUAAAGGUGGCGAUCGAAGGAACAUCACCAAAAUUCGUAAAAUUAGCAAUCAAUGCGCAAUGUAAUGCGACAUAGAAUAUAUAUAGUAAGAAAAAAACAAUGCUAUUAGGAGAUUUAUAUACAUGUGUGCCUUGCGGCAAAUUGUAAUACGAUAGAUUGUGUUCUUGAGAUAAAAAAAGAUAAAUAAAUCUUUAGAGUACUUAUAAAAAAGGAAAACUACUGCAACGCGCAAUCUGACACUUGUAAAGAUUGUAGUGAUUAUUCAAGACUACUUUCAAUUUGAUACUCAAUUUCAAGCAUGUAUUAACAUUAGUUUUUCUAAUUGACAAAGUAACGGUAUUGAAGAAAAAUAAAAAUGAAAAUAUUUCAACGAAGUUACACCAGAAUAAAAAUGUGGUGUGCUAUAAUUUUUCACUAUUUCUACGAAAUUAAGAAUAGUCCGGUAUUGUUGUACCUGCUUGGAAAAAGCUCAGAUUGCCUUAAUGACAAUUAUUAUAUAUUUGUACAUAUAGACAAUACAAUUGCAAACAGAUUGAAUUUACGAGCUAAGUGUAAAGCCUAUCAAUGUGCUCAGACAAACAGUUAACAACAAAAUCAGGUUACUUUACAAGAGGCAUACCUACAAGAAAAAAGUAAUACAUACAUACUGUAUCCAUUGUAACGAUGCAAAUAGUAGAGUUAAUCCUACUAUGCACACAAUGACUCCUAAACCGACUGGUUCUGUAGUUGAUUGUACAAGAUCUACAUAACUUUUGUGUUACUUAUAUAACUUAUUAGUAUAUAAUAAAGUCUCUAUAUAGAUUUAUUCGUA
Messenger RNA from Nasonia vitripennis (jewel wasp), 9985 nucleotides. It is a transcript of the gene wnd, whose product is annotated as mitogen-activated protein kinase kinase kinase 13. Gene Ontology annotation, biological process: protein phosphorylation. Bases 4370 to 7030 code for a protein of 886 amino acids. Gene Ontology annotation, molecular function: JUN kinase kinase kinase activity; ATP binding. The transcript is spliced from 12 exons. NCBI's taxonomy places the organism in Eukaryota, Metazoa, Arthropoda, Insecta, Hymenoptera, Pteromalidae. The record is from RefSeq and is a predicted model, not a curated record.